This is a messenger RNA of Branchiostoma belcheri (Belcher's lancelet), 4377 nucleotides long. Its product is annotated as ubiquitin carboxyl-terminal hydrolase 47-like. Bases 124 to 4098 code for a protein of 1324 amino acids. Gene Ontology annotation, molecular function: cysteine-type deubiquitinase activity; cysteine-type endopeptidase activity; protein binding. The record is from RefSeq and is a predicted model, not a curated record. The transcript is spliced from 30 exons. Gene Ontology annotation, biological process: protein deubiquitination. Gene Ontology annotation, cellular component: nucleus; cytosol. Lineage: Eukaryota; Metazoa; Chordata; Leptocardii; Amphioxiformes; Branchiostomatidae.
GAACCCUGGAAAUAUCGAGGGGAGACUGAUUCAUUUUUUCUAUGGCGUCGCCGUUUCCUCUUUUAAACUGAAGCCUCGUACAUUUUUCUCGAACUGGAACGACGGGAACUUGGAGGAAAAAACAUGCUUCCCGUCGAGGGAAAGCAAGUAGUGGCCACGGAGAUGGUUUGUGCAGCGGACGAGCCCAAGAUGUUGUGUCUGGUGCGAGACAUGUGUACGGUGAACUACAGCCGCUCGCGAAUCACGCUGAACCUCCCCGCGUCCACCACCAUGUGUUCCCUGUACAACGAGGUGGCUCAGCACGCAAACUACGUCCCUGGGACAUUCCUCCUACUAUGGGAACGGGGAGGAAAGGACAGCGGAGACAAUGUUGAUGUUCAAGAAGACAGUAAGGACACCCUGUUCCAGUUGGGUCUUCUCCCAGACAACAAGAGAAACCACUUUGUCAUCAAUGAGAAAGAUGGGCAAGCUCCACAGUCCACUACCCAGGAGGAUGAGGACACAGUUGGAGAUGCCCUGGCCAUCAGUGAGAGUCAGGCCACAGGUAGUACAGACAGUACCAGUGUGUACGGGCCUGUCUACGGCCCUUCUCCCAACCCCAGUACUGACUACAGCACCUACAGCUAUGCCUCAGCACUCAUCAAAUCUGACACUGGUUAUGUUGGACUGGUGAACCAGGCUAUGACUUGUUACCUGAACAGUCUGCUCCAGACACUGUACAUGACACCAGAGUUUAGGAAUGCAGUCUACAAGUGGGAGUUUGAUGGUUCUGAGGAGGAGGAGGCCCGCAGCAUCCCUUCACAGCUGCAGAAGCUGUUCAUCCAGCUGCAGACCAGCAAGAAGCGCGCUGUGGAGACAACAGACAUCACCAGGAGCUUCGGAUGGGACAGCAGCGAUGCCUGGCAGCAGCACGAUGUGCAGGAACUGUGCAGAGUCAUGUUUGAUGCUCUGGAGACCAAGUGGAAAAACACAGACCAGAAAAACCUCAUCAAUGAGUUGUACCAGGGCAGGCUGAAGGACUACGUACGCUGUCUGGAGUGUGGGAGUGAGAGCGCGCGUAUGGACGCCUUUCUGGACAUACCGCUUACUGUACGUCCGUUUGGAGCGACGCACGCUUACGGCAAUGUGCAAGAAGCAUUGGAGGCUUUUGUACAGCCCGAGACCUUGGACGGAAGCAACCAGUACUUCUGCGAGAAGUGCAACAAGAAAUGUGACGCUCACAAGGGCCUGAAGUUUGUGAAGUUCCCCUACUUACUGACCAUGCAGCUGAAGAGGUUUGACUUUGACUAUAACACCAUGCAGAGGAUCAAACUCAACGACAAGAUGACAUUCCCAGAAAUCCUGAACCUAAACAGCUUCAUCACUGAUGAGACAGGAACAAUACAGAGUAAAACAGACGUAGAAGACACCUUGUCUGCAUCAGGCAGUAGUGCAGAGGAUGAUGCCGGCUUGAGGAACCAUACCGGGGAGACACAGGACGACAUGGUAGACGAAGGGAUUGACAUCGAACAGAACACAGCUGUUAUCAACGACAGGAACAAGAAAGAACAACAAGCCAAGGGUCCGUACAUGUAUGAACUGUUUUCCAUCAUGAUCCACUCUGGAAGUGCAGCCGGGGGACACUACUAUGCAUAUAUCAAGUCCUUCCGUGAUGGGCAGUGGUACAGUUUUAACGACCAGCACGUCACAAAGAUCACGUAUGAUGACAUUCGUAAGACCUACGGUGGGAGUGGCUCACACAGAGGCUACUACUCCGGAGCAUUUGCUAGUUCCACCAAUGCCUACAUGCUUAUGUACAGGCAGAUAGAGACCAAGAGGAACACUUUGCCCAUUGAGCUUGCUGAUCUGCCAGAGCACAUCAAGAAACUUGUGCACAAACUUCACGACAGAGAAGAGCAUGAGAGAAGACAGAGGGAGAUGGACAAGGCCAUGUGCAAGAUCAAGCUGUUCUGUGUCCACCCUGAGUCCAAGAAGCUACUUGAAGGCAGACUGGAGGUUCACAAGGACAAGACACUAGCCGAGGCCACAGAGAUAGCUUGGAAGAUGUUCAACCUUGACCCUGUGAUCGCGCUGGACCAGUGCCGGCUGGUGAAGUACGAUGAGUUCCACGACACGCUGGAGCGUUCGUACGAAGGUGAGGAGGAGACACCCAUGGGUGUGCUGCUGGGAGGAGUCAAGUCUACCUACAUCUUCGACCUGCUACUGGAGACAAGGAGAUCUGACCAGAAGUUCCAGAAGUACAAGACUGGAGGUACUACAGUGAAGGUCCAUGUUGUAGACCUGGAGUGUGAAACUGUCUCCCCUCCCAUCACUGUACGGGCAUACCUCAACCAGACUAUCAGUGAGUUCAAGAACCAACUGGCACAGGCCACAGGCCUGCCAGCAGCCAACAUGAGGGUUGUGUUUGAGAGAUAUUAUAAUGAGCUCAGGCUGCUGACUGUGGCCAACAAGACCCUGAAGGCUGAAGGAUUUAUGCGAAGCAAUAAGGUGUUUGUAGAGUGCAGUGACUCCCAGGACAGUCUGCUGCCCUUACCCCAGUCUAAGAUGUGGUACCUGCUGGACAGAUACGCCAACACCAUCAGGGUCUACAUCACCCUCCCCGCAGAGUCAGCAAAACUAAGAGAGCGAAUGUAUGCGACGAAGGAGACAGAGUUGGAAGACCUGAUCGACACGGAAACAGAACACAUGAGGCAUUGUAGCACACAACCCGGCUCCGAGUCGGACCAGACUGUCACUGCCCCGAACAGCUCGCAAACCUCGGACACCCCCGCCCCCCAGUGCAAUAUGGUAGAUCCCAAAAAUAAGUUGUCAGAGGAAGAAGAAGAGGAAGAAAGGACGUGUACAGAUGAGACGGACGCUGCUAUUGGUCAGGAUCCCGCGGACAGAACGGACUGGAAUAAUUCCGCGGGAGGAGGACCGUGGAAUAGCGACGGUUCCGGGAGCAACGGCGAAACUGAGACGGACAGUUGUUACAAUUCGAACGGAGGGGACCAUGAUGAAGGGGGGGUGUCGGGGGAGGAGGCGGAGACAGAAGUGCCGCCGCCAUUCCACAGACAACCGUACUACUUCCACGCGGAAUAUUCCACAGUACCUGUUCCAGUAGGAGGGGAUCCAGCUCAGGAAGUUCUAAUAGCACAUUUAGACAAGAGGAUUUCACUGGGAGCACUGAAGAAAGAGCUGGAACCUUUCGUUGGCGUCACAGGAGAAAAUUUUAAGGUGUACAGAAGUUACGCCAACAAUCAGGAGUUCGAGAGCGUGCGACUGAACGAGAACCUGUCCCAGUUUGGAGAUGACUGUAAGGUGACGAUCCGGCUGGGCAGGGCCCUAAGGAAAGGGGAGUACAGGGUCAAGAUAUACCAGCUCAUGGUCAAUGAUCCAGAGCCCUGUAAGUUCCUGCUAGACUGGGUCGUGGCCAAAGGUAUGACAGUCCUGCAGUCUAAAGAAGACAUCCUGCCUCAGCUCAGGGACCAGUGUGGACUGGACAUCCCUCUGGACAGGUGUCGUCUGCGGAAGAAGACCUGGAAGAACCCAGGUACCAUCUUCCUGGACUGGCAGGUGUACGAAGACGACAUUCCAGUCUUCAGCAACUGGGAGGUCUUCCUGCAGGUGCUCGAAGAACCUGAGGCCAUGGUGUCCAUGCAGCAGAUUGCAGUGUUUGUGAGGAGAUGGUUUCCCACAGAGUAUAAACUGGGACCGUUUCAGGAGAUCAUCAUAGAGGGUCAGAACGUGGAAGAACUCAAGGAGAAGAUAGCAGAAGUUAGUGGCAUUCCAGUGGAAAGAGUACAGUUUGCCAAGGGCCGUGGUACCUUCCCGUGUGACGUGUCCCUGUUAGAGAUCCACACAGACCUGGAGUGGGACCCUUCAGUCCAAGCCCUCAACACCUGGCCGCUCUAUAUAUGUGAUGACGGGUCUGUUCUCUUCUACAGAGAUUCAGAAGAAACCUUGGCUGCGUUGAGCGAUGACCAGCGUCGCGACCUACAGCGAAAGGAAAACACAAGGUUAAACAAGACGGGAAGCCGUAUCUCGUACUCGCCACGCAAGGAGCGGGCGCUAAAGAUUUACACCGACAACAGCCAACCCGCGGACAAACGGUCAUGAUACCAGCUGAACGUAAAGAAAAGAUACUCUCCAAGCAGAGGUUUGGGUUUGGAGUUAUUUUUAGUGUGUUUUUAGGCUUUAUUAUCGGGGUUUCUCUUUUGCACUGGAUUUUUUUCCCACCAAAACCCAACCUCUGCCGGCACUCACCCCGGGGCAGGGCAAACCUAUUCAGGAAACGUGACAGUGCUCCUCCCCGGGAACCAUCAAAUUAUCAUUAGGGAUAUCCAUUUUACUGUGUUGGAUUAUCACACAUCUAGCCAGUCAGAAAGACAUUCAUUC